AUGGACAAAUUGCACGUGAAGGAUCAGAAUAAAGUAAAGGUUCCAGAAGAGAAAGCAACGACAAGCAAAACUUCAGUUGCUGUUGCUGCAAAGAUUAUUACGUCUAAAAAAGAUGGAAGCGAAGUGAAUACUCUCAGUCUUACCGAUCAAAAUCAUAAUAAUAUAUCGAACACGAAUUACAACUGUCGUACUAACAGCAAGGCAGGCGGUAGAAAUAUUCGUAAGAUAUACACUGGUGCAAUUACUACUGACAUAGUUGCAAAAACCAUCAUUAGUAAUGAUGCAACAAAAAAAAGUGGGAAUUUAGAUUAUCAAGCAAAGAACAAUAAUGACAGCAAAGGACCAAUAAAGCCAUUGGAUCCGAUGAUCAUUGGUACUCAGCCGAUACAGAAAUCAUGGCAAGCAAUUAUGACUGGAGCCAAUGAGUAUCAGCAAUACUGUCAUCAAAUUGUGGCACACAUGCUACAGAAUGGAUAUCCACCAACUUAUGUGCAGAUGACGACAGCAUCCGUGACACGGCCACAGAUAACUGAAAGAAGUAUCAAUUUCGAAAUGCGACGUGAGAAGCCUUGCUACUGGAAAGGCGAAUUACCACCUCGUAAUUACUGUAAUCCGGUGUUCUCCAGUAAAGUUUUCAUUGGUGGUGUUCCGUGGGAUAUUACAGAACCUGCGCUUCUUGACUCAUUUUCGAAAUAUGGCUCAUGUCGGGUAGAAUGGCCUAGCAAAGAGUCACGUCAUGCACGCAUAAAUCCACGAAGAACUAAAAUUACCGGUUACGUAUAUAUGAAUUUCGAAAAUGAUCUGGCGGUGAAGAAACUGUUGCAAGAUUGCUCUCAGGAGUUUGGGACAGCUGGUGAAUGGUAUUUCAAAUUGACAGCACGACGAGCCAAUGGAUUAGAAAUAAGACAGGUACAAGUUAUUCCAUGGGUAAUAACAGAUGCCUCAUAUAUUCUCAAUCCAAACAUUCCUUUGGAACCCAAGAAAACAGUGUUCGUUGGAGCUUUGCAUGGCAUGAUUACGGCGCAGGUUUUAUUUUCGAUCAUGAGAGAUGUUUAUGGUGAUGUGCUUUUUGUUGGAAUCGAUACAGAUCGUCAAAAGUAUCCAAUAGGUAGUGGACGAGUCACGUUUUCGACACAGUCAGCUUACUUCCGUGCGAUUGAGUCCGGUUACCUUGAAAUUCAUACCUCGAAAUUCACUAAAAAAGUACAGAUUGAUCCAUUUCUGGAGGAUGUCAAAUGCUCGCAAUGCGAAUGUGUUCAAGGUCCAUAUUUCUGCCGCGAAAAGAGCUGUUUCAAGUACUUUUGUCUGCAAUGUUGGGAGGUUCGUCAUGCACUAACCGGUCCAUAUGGCGGUCACAAACCGAUGAUUCGCACACAUCGUCGACCGAUGCAGUCGGAAUCUUACGUCGCGUACAGUGCAGCUAAUUGCACUGUUUCAUGUGAUCCACGCACUAUUAUAUCGCAGCAGUAUUUUGGCACUGUUACAUCUGAGAUUGGGAUUCAGGUGAACAUACGACCGCCAGUUCCCGACCAUAUUGCAGAAAUUACCAAAUCCGCAGGUGUAAAGCUGACGUUUGGACAGCCGGCAUAUAUGUUGCCUACUUAUUCCAGCCAACCUCUCAAGCAAGUGCAGAUUUGGGUGCCACCUGCGAAUCAGCCUUCCAUCGUUUCGCAUGAAAACAAGCUGAAAGCGCGAAAUUUAAAUUCAUCCCGUCGCAUUCCACGCAUUAGUUCAAGUUCCUCUGGAAGUCGAAAUGAUCACGAUCAUAGCGACUCGCCUCUUCAUAUGGAAAAUAUCGUUGACGGGACGCUAUCUGCGGCAUCCGUAUCAUUGAGCUCUCCGAGCACUGAAAUUGUUUCAACCAAUACACCGUGA
Molecule: messenger RNA, 1875 nt
Organism: Cercopithifilaria johnstoni
Lineage: Eukaryota; Metazoa; Nematoda; Chromadorea; Rhabditida; Onchocercidae
Source: the annotation of a GenBank genome assembly